GAUAAAAGCAAAGAGUUUCCUUAUUCUUUUUUUCUUCUCAUUCAUUCAUACCAAUUCAUUAUUUUUUUUCUAUCUUUGUUAUACAAUCAAUAAAACACUUAUUUUAUAUAAUGAAUGCAUCGGCUUCACAAUGUGGUAGUAGUUGUGAAUCCGGUUGGACCAUCUACUUGGAUCAAAAGAGCUUUGAUGAGGAAGAGGGCUUAUCAAUGGUGUCUGAAGCUUCAUCUGGUCCAGGACAUUACGGUGAAGAUGAAGAGGAUGGAAGCUUUUGUUCGGCUCCUCCUGCAGCCCCUGAACCAGCUAAGUUUAAGAAAAGAAACAAAAACAAAAGGAUAAUCAAAGAAGAUGCUAGCAAUCAAUACCAUUCUUGUCUUGAAGAUGACACUGCCAGCUCUCCUGUAAUAAGCUUUUCCAAGAAAAAUUGCAGUAAAGAAGCUUCGGCGGAUUUGUUGGACUUUUCGCAAGACUUCUCGGGUACAUAUUUUAAGGGUCAAUCAGCAUUCCAGAAGAAAUUUGUGAUCUUGAAAUAUGGAAAAGCAGGUUCAAAAGAUGCAGCAGGUGGUUUUGAGGAAUGAAACUGGGAAUCAAUGACAAAAGGGUAAACUGCAACAGCUUUUGUCUCUACUGCUCGUGAGAGAAAUGGGAAGGAAUGUGUAAAAAUAAUGAAAAGGGCAUUAAAUCUCAAAGGGAU
Messenger RNA from Hibiscus syriacus, 691 nucleotides. RefSeq lists its product as uncharacterized. Gene Ontology annotation, biological process: cytokinin biosynthetic process. The record is from RefSeq and is a predicted model, not a curated record. Lineage: Eukaryota; Viridiplantae; Streptophyta; Magnoliopsida; Malvales; Malvaceae. The transcript is spliced from 4 exons. The coding region runs from base 111 to 575 and encodes 154 amino acids.